AUGUAUAGUUGCUGGUUAACUCGUAAUCUACCUAUUAUUUUGUUGAUUAUAAUUUUGUUCCACUCGUGACUCGUUUGUGUAGUGUGUACUUGUGUACAUCACUUCUUCUCCUUCAUCGACGUUCGAAAGGUAAAGUAUUUUUUUCAUCCGCUUUAAUCUCUCUCGUUUUUAACGCCAACCACUCGGUGUUUUGCAUUCUGUGUUCCUUUGUUCAUGCUCAUUGUCUAAUUGAUUUCAGGACCAAACAUGGGCCAAAGUGUAGUUUUUAGGAGGCGGCUGUCGUACAACACCAAAAGUAAUAGGAGGCGUAUGUACGUAUCUGGAUUUGCAUUAAUGAUCGGUUCGGGUAUUGAACUUGUUUCAUUCUACUAAUUUUUUGCAUUUAAUUUAUUUUAGGGUACGUACUCCUGGUGGACGAUUGGUCUAUCAAUAUUUGAAAAAGCCAAAACGUGUACCAAAGUGUGGUAACUGUAAGAUUAAGUUACACGGUAUCAAGCCAGCUAGAGCAAUCGAGAAACAUCGUAUGUGCAAACGCAAGAAGACCGUGAAACGUGCAUAUGGUGGAGUUUUAUGUCAUAGUUGUGUUCGUGAAAAGUAAGUAUAGUAGUAGUAUGACAAUUUUCUUUAAAAUAUGAUGUAAAUUAUAUAACUCAUUAAAAGUAUAUUUUAAUAAAUGAUGCGUAUAAUUAUAGGUAAUGAAAAAAUAGAAACGACAUUUCCAUACUAAUCUUUAAAGAGACUAUCUUUGAGAUAGGGGCUAAUUGAGUUGAUUAUUAAACUGAUUUUAUAGUAUGCGAAAUCCUAGUAUCAUGUGAAAAUCUCUUAAACAAAUUGUCUAAGUUUUAUAUCAUUCAAGAAACUGUCAUUUUAGGCUAUGGCCUAUCCAUUUCUUUAUUAUGUAUGGGUUUAAUUGUCUAGGUAUAGUCAAUUAAAAAAAAAAUUGUAUCUCAAUUUCAUGAUUAAAUUAUUACUUAUUUUUAAAAUACUUUGAAUGAAGUUGGUUAUUGGUUUUUUGUAUAUCUCAAAUAGUAGAACAUUUUAAAUUUGUAUUUCUUAAGUUUUAAUAUACAGGUAUAUGUAAAAAUAUAAUCAAUUGCAUUGAAUGUCCUUUAAUUUAAUCGUUUAGGUAGUUAGAUUUUAUUUGGGGUUCUGUACUUCCAUCACCAACAUUCUUUUUCUGUCUCUCUAGUAAUAUAACAAUACUACAUUUUUGCGAUUGUGACUGAGUGUUUAGGAGUAAUAUAUUUUUUUUUCGGUUUCACCCAAUAUUAAUUUAUUAAGAAAUAGAUUUAUAGUAAAUGCUUUAUACAAUUUACAAUAACAUAAAAAAAAGAAUUUAUAGGAGAAUCUUAUUCAAGGGAUACAUAGCCUUUUCUAAAAAAAAGUUAGUUGUGUUAGUUUUGCAUUUUUUUAAAAUAGCUAAUUCUUUACAUCUUGUUAUUUGUGAUUAAAUUAUAAUUUAAACUUUACAAUUUAUGUUCUAAGACAUUAAUUAGUAAUUUCACAGGGAUAAAAUCUGCAGAUAUGAUCUUAUCUUAAUCAAAAAAUCACGUUCCACAUUCAAUCUUUAUAAUAAAUACUAUAAAUGACAUUUUAUGCCAUAUUUCAAUCAGCUAACUAAAUGGACUUUCAAAGUGUAGGUAUUGGUUAAUGCUGUACAUUUUUAUCAGAUGAGCACGAUUGAUAUACAAUAAAUUACUAUCAGUUGAUCAUUAAUUAUCUAAUAGCUAUUAAUUUAUUUCAUUUUGUGUGUUGUAAUUAUAACUGAUUAAAAGAAUACAUUUUUUCAUGUAAACCUCUUAAUGUCAGUUUUUCAAUCACAUAUGUAUCAAAUAAUACGAGUUCUUUGACCAAUAGACCAAAAUAAGACUUAUUCAAUUAAUAAGUAUUGUAAAAUAGUUGGAUAAAUAACUUGAAACAAUAAUACAAUUUUAAUGUAAAAAAAAAAAUGUUUAAAAUUAUAUUUAUAUUCUUUUUCGAAAAUGCAUACAACCAUUGAACUGUAUGUACUAAAAGGGUGGACGAUUAUAUUUAUAUAAAUCUGUUCUACCUACCAUCACAAUAUUCUUACAUUGAAAAACAAAUUACUCAUUUUAGAAGUCUAUUCAACAAAUAGUAGCAUCUGGAAAAUAACUGUAAUUGAAAAACUAAACCUAAUUAAAGGUUAAUAAAGUAGUAUUUCUUGGGUUAAAUAUAAGACAUUAGAGUUUAAUUUAAAAUAUGUUAUAAAUGUUUACAUUAAGGGCGUAAAGAAGGUUACAUCAUAUAAGUACUAGUGAUUUAAUCGAUACAAACUCCCUAAAGUAAUUACAGCAUUUGAACACUCUUGGUACUAACAAGUUUUAAGCCAAGGCUACAAAUUGCUGUACAUUUAAUUACUAAAAGUUGAAAUAGCAUUAAAUUAAAAUAUUGCCAUUAGUUAUAAUAAAAUAAUAUUUCUGUAUUAUGAUACAUACAUUAUUUGUCAAUUUGUUACUUGGUGGUAACAUUACUUUUACUAAUGACAGCACUUGUGUGUUGAAAGUGUGAUCUUGUAUAUUUCGUAUCCUAUUUGUGCUACGAAAACAAUUAAAAACUAACAAAUAUAUUUUAUGUCUAAUAGGUAUUAUGUUUUUUCAUUAUAAUAAUAAACAUAGUAUCAAAGCAUAAUUUUAAGAAAUUAGAUAACUAAUGAAAAUUAAUUAAUAAUGACAAAAUCAAUAAUUAGGUUUUAUAAUAUAGUUAAUAAGUUAGUAACAAUUUAUGUAGUUUUAUACCACAUUGUAAAUUAUGUUAAUAAUCAUUUGAAUAAUUUUGAUUUAUAAAUUCUAAGCGAGAAUUUUAUUGGUUUUACAAAGAUAUUAAUUUUUUUCUGUGAAAACUUAUAUCAGAAAUUUUGCUCCGAUUUUCAAAUGUAGUACUUUUUGAUAGGAAAUCUGAAUGAGGUGGUACUUUAGGGGUGACUUUCUUUAUUUUCCCAGGGUGUUUUCAUAAUAGUUGAGAUAAACUGAGAAAAUGUAUUAUUUUUAAAUUGUAAAUUUUAUAGUCUUUUAAAACAUGUAAGGCCUAACUCCGCUCACAAUUAUUUUUUGUUAGCAAUGAUUAAUUGUUCCGUACAGAUAUAAUAUAUACUCAAUUUCCCCUCUACCUUCCCAACUUCUCACCUACAACAGUACCUCACCUAUCGUGUGAAGUAUAUCAAUUUUUUUAUUCUUCAAAAAUAUUAAUUUAUCAUGUACUAAACUCAGGUAAUCAUGUAUACCUACUGGACAUUAAUAAUAAAUAAAAAGUUUUUAGUUAAAUUUUCUUAAAAUAUUAUAUAUUGUAUCUAGUUUUAUUUUCAGUUGCAAUUUAAUAUCUCAGAUAAUAUAGUUAUUUGUUGUAAAUUAGACAUUUUAAAUGACUUUUUUUUAAAUUGUUGUUAUUUUGAUUUUAUAGGAUCCUCAGAGCGUUUUUGGUUGAAGAGCAGAAAAUUGUUGUGAAAGUUUUACGUUCUCAGAAGAAUUCAGCUAAAAACAAGUUGAAAGCUGCUAAAUAAGUUUAUUAAUAACUUAAUCAAUUUAAUAAAUAAAAAUAAAUGUUAAUUUUAUAACAGAUCUAUGUUUAUUCUUUCA
This is a messenger RNA of Cinara cedri, 3593 nucleotides long. The record is from the annotation of a GenBank genome assembly. Lineage: Eukaryota; Metazoa; Arthropoda; Insecta; Hemiptera; Aphididae.